AUGGCCAUGCGGAUUUUCUUCUCAUCCGAAUCGGCCCCUCUAGCAUAUGACAAAGGUACCGGCAGCGUCCAACAUGGUGACGUCAUCGUAUGCCGAGUGAGGACCAAGACCGAAGCUCGCAUCCACUACAAUUCAGCGCAAAUACGGGUGAUCAAUGCCAUGCAGGAACAUCUUCGGCAGAGGGUGAUUCUUUGGCUGCGAACCGCUGUUGUCACACGCUACAAACAGUAUGCCGUACUCCCUGUUAAGCGCACCAUCACUUCAUCCACCAACACCUGGGAUCGCUCAAUGAAACCAGCAAACGUUGUAUACCGUAGGAUAUUGCGACUUUGGAUGCCCAAUUUGACAACGAAGCAUGUGAUCGAAGGGUCGGACGAGUCUCUCCUUGCAUCUAUGCAUACGCUGACCGAUAUCGUGGUUCCCCCUUACAUACUUUGCACUCGCAACACCACGCCAAGCGGUCAUAUUCAUCUAAACUUCAAUGUCAUCUCCGCCAUCCGGGCCUAUUCAGAUAUCAUCAAGGGCGGCUUUCUUGCCACAGGCGGCUCAUGCCUCUUCAUCCAUCUGGCUGGGUCGUCUGGCGCUGAACCUGGACCACCUAUGACAAAGGCAGUAACUGGGCUUGGCGAAGAACGCCUCCAAUUUCGGCGACGCGAAUCGGUUUCUCCGCAAUCUUCGGAUUCUGAUCCCUUUGUGGCUUCUCUAACAAUGACAGAUGUCGCGCUCAGUUCUACUGGCACAUGCUUUGUGUCUUCUGCGUGA
Pyrenophora tritici-repentis Pt-1C-BFP is the source of this 762-nucleotide messenger RNA. The record is from RefSeq and is a predicted model, not a curated record. NCBI's taxonomy places the organism in Eukaryota, Fungi, Ascomycota, Dothideomycetes, Pleosporales, Pleosporaceae.